Molecule: messenger RNA, 4185 nt
Organism: Tripterygium wilfordii
Lineage: Eukaryota; Viridiplantae; Streptophyta; Magnoliopsida; Celastrales; Celastraceae
Product: ABC transporter B family member 21-like
Exons: 12
Coding region: 97-3975 (1292 amino acids)
Biological process (GO): transmembrane transport
Cellular component (GO): membrane
Molecular function (GO): ABC-type transporter activity; ATP binding; ATP hydrolysis activity
Source: RefSeq, a predicted model, not a curated record
GCACAAGUCUCAGAAGCAUCCAAAUUACGACCAUGGAACCCGAGAUUGGAGGGAGAGAAGAGAUGAUUCGGAUGAGGCUGAUCGGUUUAUUUAAGGAUGAGCUCCAUCGGUUCCAAUUUCAAGUCCAAGACGGUUGCAUUGGGUCGUGUCAUGGCAGGAGAGAGUGUCAAAAUGGAGGAGGCCACCGCGUUGAGAACCUCCUUGGAGGUGGAAAACAAGAGUGAUUGGAAUCAGACGGUGCCGUUUUACAGUCUGUUCGUGUUUGCGGAUUGGAUUGAUGUGUUGUUGAUGAUCAUUGGCACAAUCGGUGCUAUUGGGAAUGGGCUCUGUAUGCCACUAAUGGCAGUAUUACUCGGAGAUGUAAUCCAUGCGUUUGGUGCGAACCAGAAUGAUCAAGAUGUAGUCAAAGCAGUUUCGAAGGUCUGUUUAGAGUUUGUGUACUUGGCUUUAGGGGCAGGUGCCGCAUCAUUUCUACAGGUGGCUUGCUGGAUGGUCACUGGGGAGAGACAAGCGGCAAGAAUAAGGAGCUUGUACUUCAAAACCAUAUUAAGACAAGAUAUUACUUUCUUUGAUAAAGAAACUAACACUGGGGAGGUUAUUGGAAGAAUGUCUGGUGAUACCGUUCUCAUACAAGAUGCCGUGGGAGAGAAGGUUGGGAAAUGUAUACAGCUGCUGUCUACCUGUGUUGCAGGCUAUGUGAUAGCAUUUGUCAAGGGUUGGCUUCUUGCACUGGUCAUGUUAGCUUCACUUCCACUCCUGGUGAUGGCUGGUGGAAUCGUGGCCAUUGUGAUAUCAAAGAUUGCUUCCCGUUCGCAAACUUCUUAUGCGAAAUCGGCAAAUGUAGUUGAACAAACAAUUGGCGCAAUUAGAACGGUUGCAUCAUUUACUGGCGAGAAGCUAGUCAUCAGUAAUUACAACAAGCAUCUUGUCACUGCAUAUAAAUCGGGUGUUUUUGAGGGCCUUGCUAGUGGAUUAGGUCUUGGUGUAGCCAUGCUGGUUGUUUUUGGUACUUAUGCUAUGGCUGUGUGGUAUGGUGGAAGGUUGAUUCUGAACAAGGGUUAUAAUGGGGGUCAAGUGAUGAAUGUGGUGAUGGCAUUUUUGUUUGGUUCCGUGUCCUUGGGGCAGGCAACUCCUUGCUUUAGUUCAUUUGCUGCUGGUCGAGCUGCUGCAUAUAAGAUGUUCAAGACAAUUAAUAGGAAGCCUGAGAUAGAUGCUUAUGACACACCGGGAAAAGUGUUCAACGACAUUCGUGGAGAUAUAGAGUUGAGGGAUGUUUCUUUUACUUAUCCAGCCAGACCAGAUGAGCAAAUAUUGUGUGGAUUCUCUCUUUUCAUCCCUAGCGGCACAACUGCAGCUUUGGUUGGGCAAAGUGGAAGUGGGAAGUCCACAGUGAUCAGUCUGCUAGAGAGGUUUUAUGAUCCACAAGCUGGUGAAGUUCUUAUAGAUGGCAUUAACCUUAAAGACUUCCAGCUUAAGUGGAUUAGGGAGAAGAUUGGUCUUGUCAGCCAGGAACCGGUAUUGUUUACAGCCAGCAUUAGGGAAAAUAUUGCUUAUGGAAAGCCUGGUGCAACAAAUGAAGAAAUCCGUGCAGCAACUGAAAUGGCAAAUGCUGAUAAAUUCAUUAAUAAAUUGCCUCAGGGAUUAGACAUCAUGGUUGGGGAGCAUGGUACCCAGCUUUCUGGAGGACAAAAGCAGAGGAUUGCCAUAGCAAGAGCAAUCCUAAAGGACCCAAGAAUUUUGCUUUUAGAUGAAGCUACAAGUUCACUUGAUGCAGAAUCUGAGAGGGCGGUUCAAGAGGCCUUAGAUCAGAUAAUGGUCAAUCGAACCACCAUCAUUGUAGCCCAUCGUUUGACCACUAUCAGAAAUGCAGAUAUGAUUGCUGUCAUUUGUGGCAGAAAGGUUGUUGAAAAAGGCACAGAUUCAGAACUAUUGAAGGAUCCUGAAGGAGCAUAUUCUCAGCUUGUACAUUUCCAAGAAGGAAACAAAGAGUCGGAAAAAGUGAUAGAUGAACAAAGGAGAUCAGACUUCUCUAGUGAAUCGUUUAGGCAUUCAAGUCAAAGAAUAUCAUUCACUCGAUCCAUAAGCCGUACAUCGUCUGGGCGAGGAAGCAGCCGUCAUAUAUUCUCGGUCCCAUUUGGUUUACCUACAGGCCCAGUGUUUGCUGAUACUGCCUUGGAAGGGCUUGCAGCCCCUCCACCAUCAGAUCAAAAAGCUCCAGAGGUUCCAAUCAGCCGCCUUGCCACCCUUAACAAGCCAGAGAUUCCAGUUCUUUUGAUUGGAGCUAUAUCGGCAAUUAUCAAUGGUUCUAUAAUGCCAAUUUUUGGUGCACUAAUUUCGAGAGUUGUCAAGACAUUUUAUGAGAAACCUCAUCAAUUGAGGAAGCAUUCAAAUUUCUGGGCAUUAAUAUUUCUGGUCCUUGGUCUGGCAUCCGUUGUGGUAUGUCUGGCACAGACAUAUUUCUUUUCUAUUGCUGGGUGUAAGCUAAUACGACGAAUCAGAGCAAUUUGUUUUGAGAAGGUGGUUCACAUGGAGGUUGGUUGGUUUGAUUUAACAGAGAAUUCAAGUGGUGCAAUUGGUGCAAGACUCUCAGCAAAUGCAGCAGCAGUACGUGCUCUAGUUGGAGAUGCACUAGCUCAGAUAAUUCAAACUACUGCAACUAUAGUACUUGGGUUGGUCAUCGCUUUCUCUGCUAGUUGGGAAUUAUCACUUAUUGUCCUUGCAUUGCUUCCUCUGUUAGGAUUUACCGGAUAUGUUGAAGUAAAGUUCAUGAAAGGGUUCAGUGCAAAUGCGAAGCUGAUGUAUGAGGAAGCAAGUCAAGUUGCUAAUGAUGCGGUUGGGAGUAUAAGAACAGUUGCUUCAUUCUGUGCUGAAGAGAAAGUGAUGCAGCUAUACAAAAAGAAAUGUGAAGGUCCUAUGAAGACAGGAAUAAGGCAAGGGCUGAUCAGUGGAAUAGCAUAUGGACUAUCUUACGUCGUUCUGUUCAAUGUAAAUGCAACCAGUUUCUAUGCGGGAGCUCAAUUUGUUAAAGCUGGCAGAAUGUCAUUUAGUGAUGUUUUUCAAGUUUUCUUAGUUGUGCUCAUGGCAGGUAUUGGAGUUGCUCAAUCAAGCUCAACUGGUACUAACUCUACCAAUGCCAAAAAUGCUGCUGCUUCUAUAUUCUCAAUAAUAGACAGGAAAUCAAAGAUAGACUCAAGUGAUGAGUCGGGGCUAAAAUUAGAAAGUGUAAAAGGAGAAAUUGAUCUUCGUCAUGUAAGCUUUAGGUAUCCUGCAAGGCCAGAUACCCAAAUUCUUCGAGACCUGAAUUUGACCAUUCGUCCUGGCAAGACGGUUGCUCUUGUGGGAGAAAGUGGUAGCGGGAAAUCUACAGUGAUAGCGUUGUUGCAAAGGUUUUAUGAUCCCGAAUCAGGUUGUAUAACACUUGAUGGAACUGAACUUCAAAAAUUCAACCUUACUUGGUUGAGGCAGCAAAUGGGCCUAGUUAGCCAAGAACCAACCUUGUUUAACGACACAAUUCGUGCCAACAUUGCUUUUGGAAAACAAGGAAAUGCUACCGAGGCAGAAAUGGUAGCUGCUGCGAAGUUGGCUAAUGCCCACAACUUUAUAAGUUCAUUAAACCAGGGUUAUGAUACAAUGGUGGGGGAGAGAGGAGUCCAAAUGUCAGGAGGACAAAAGCAGAGGAUAGCCAUUGCUCGUGCCAUAGUGAAAGAUCCGAAGAUAUUACUCUUAGAUGAGGCUACCAGUGCACUAGAUGCUGAAUCCGAAAGAGCAGUUCAAGAUGCAUUAGACCGAGUAAUGGUGAACAGAACUACAGUCGUGGUGGCUCAUCGCUUAUCCACGAUCAGGAAUGCUGAUCUAAUUGCCGUGAUUAAAAAUGGAGUCAUCGUAGAGAAGGGAAGGCAUGAGACUCUAAUCAACAUGAAAGAUGGAGUUUAUGCCUCCUUGAUUGCGCUUCACACCAGUGCUUCAACUUCUUGAAUUGUGAUUCUCUGCUAAUAUAGUAUUCUAUGUAACAUAAAAACCCUGGUAAGAUUUAUGUGUAAGCUGCCUCAUGCUACGUACAACGUGGUGUCACGUGAUUGUAAUAAAACGACGUCAUUUUACUUGUUUUGGUGUUCUAGACUACGAGAGAUGUAGCCAUGUAGGAGGAUACACUGUGGCUUUCCCCGUCAUAAUUAUUUUUUACUA